AUGGAAGGCGGCAGGGAGCUCGACAAUGAGCCUGACGUCUGCACAGAGGAGACUGCCCUCCUCGGCGUCGCGGGCGGGCAUGUCGACAUCGAGCCGCCACAUCGCCCAUCGCACCAGUCAAGGACGCCCUCGAGGCCGCCGUCCAUUGUCUCCAUUGUGCACAUCCCCAAGGUCCACAACAAUAAAGCCAUCCUCAACCUUCUCUCUGCCAUUUUCUUUGUGGCAGCCUCCGCCAGUGGCUUUGCUAGCGUGCCUCUUACGAAGAUCGUCGAGGUUGUAGUCUGCCGUCAGUAUUACGAUCCAAGCCAGCGCUCUGGAGAGCCCAUCAGUGAGAAGCUCUGCAAAAUCGAGCCUAUCCAGGCGAAAGUGGCUUUCCUUUUCGCCAUUACGGGAAUGUGCGAAGCCGCUGUUGGUUUUCUUGCUGCGUUCCCUUGGGGAAUCGUUGCGGAUAGUGUCGGUCACAGGCCUGUCUUUUCAACAGCUCUCGUCGGAAUGGCGCUCAGUGUGUUGUUCACGAUGAUGGUUUUGCGGUUCCCCGAUGUCUUUCCCACCGAACUCAUUGCCCUAGACUCCGCAUUCCUCCUCAUAGGGGGAGGAACUGCUGUGGUAUGGGCUAUAUUGCUGAGUAUGAUUUCUGAUAUUUUUCCCGACGACAAAAGAGCCACGGCUUUUAUGCAGUUACAGGUCAGCGGCCUGGUUGGGAACCUCGUCUCUCCAGCUCUGUCCUCAGCGAUGAUGGCUACCACUGGCCCCCGGCCCGCCAUGCUCGUAGCCUUUUCUUGCCUGAUGCUGGCAGCCAUUGCUUUCUUGUUUGUACCCGAAACUCUCAGCCACAAGGCAGGCAAUGAAGACGAGGCCGAGCAGGAGAACCGACCCUCGAGCUUGAAAGGGAGCUUCCUGCGCAUCCUGGACGAGUUCAAGAAAUCACUUUCGAUUCUGGAGUCCCCAUAG
Molecule: messenger RNA, 951 nt
Organism: Venustampulla echinocandica
Lineage: Eukaryota; Fungi; Ascomycota; Leotiomycetes; Helotiales; Pleuroascaceae
Exons: 3
Coding region: 1-951 (316 amino acids)
Biological process (GO): transmembrane transport
Cellular component (GO): membrane
Molecular function (GO): transmembrane transporter activity
Source: RefSeq, a predicted model, not a curated record